Arachis ipaensis is the source of this 1618-nucleotide messenger RNA. It is a transcript of the gene RPB5E, whose product is annotated as RNA polymerase II fifth largest subunit, E. Gene Ontology annotation, biological process: tRNA transcription by RNA polymerase III; transcription by RNA polymerase II; transcription elongation by RNA polymerase I. Gene Ontology annotation, molecular function: DNA binding. The record is from RefSeq and is a predicted model, not a curated record. NCBI's taxonomy places the organism in Eukaryota, Viridiplantae, Streptophyta, Magnoliopsida, Fabales, Fabaceae.
CGGCAUAUCCAUGAAAACGAGAAGUGCAUGACACACACUACACUCACCUCAGCUCACUACUCACUGCUCUCACUCUCCGUCAUGGCAACCAACGCCAACACCACCGCCGGUGAAUGCAUUACGGCCUUCUCCGACAACGGAACCGUGGAGAGCUCCCGUUACUUCCACGCCCGCCGGACAGUCCUGGAGAUGCUCCGCGACCGCGGCUACGACGUGCCGGACUCCGAGUUGACUCGCUCCCUUGCCGAGUUCCGCUCGCUCUACGGCCAAAUUCCCGACGCCGAAACCCUCCGUAUCUCCGUCUCACUUCGCUCUGAUCCCUCCAAAAUGGUACUGGUUGUCUUUAUGGGACCCGUUGAUAUUAUUAAAAAACAAACUCUAAAGAGUAUACAUGACCAGAUUCCAGAUAAAGGAAAAUUGAAUGGACUGCUAGUUAUUGUGCAAAGCAAAAUGACCUCGUAUGCAAAAAAGGAACUGAUGGAAAGUUAUCCAUCUAAAGUUGAGAUUUUUGAGAUAACUGACUUGCUGGUCAAUAUGGCAAAGCAUUUGCUGCAGCCAAAGUAUGAGGUAUUGACAGCUGAUGAGAAGCAAGCACUGCUCAUGAAACACAACUUGGAAGAGAAGCAGCUGCCACUCAUGCUAAAAACUGAAGCCAUUGCUCGCUAUUAUGGAUGGGAGAAAGGACAAGUUGUGAAGAUCACUCACACUGGUGGCCUCAUUCAUUCUCUUGUCACUUAUCGCUGUGUGGUGUGAUGCAAAAUUAAAAUCACAAAUGCAAUGCAAAAAUUUUCGUAACCAAGCAAACAUCCUUAUUUACUAAUAGACUGAUGUAUUGUACUGCACAGUUUGCACUUAAUUGGACAUGUUGCUAUGCAUUCUUAUUUAGAUGUGUAAAUUCAUAACAAUGGUGAUCAUUCGACAUUUUGGCAUGAUCUAUGGAUGGAUUUUGAAUUAAAAAGUUGUUUAUUUUGAAUAUUCUGUGUUUUUUUUUUAAAUACUUAUAUUAAGAAAAUAAUAAAAUAAAGUUUUGCAAAUAUAUAAAACUAAGUUCAUUGUUAAAUAGUAUUGCAUGUCACCUAAAUAUACAGGCACGCAAAAUUUGUUAUAGAGCAUUUUUUAAAAUAUCGUCAUCAUUUGUAUAAUAAGAAUAGAACGAGAAUAGUGUGUUUGAUGAGUUAUGGACGACGGCAGAAUUUUGGUGGAAGAAAAAAUUCUGGUACAGACAGAAGAUCAGACAAGGAGAAGAUAAAGGCAAAAAUGGAAGCGAUACCAAUUUUUUUGUGAUGACUGAAAAAUUCAAACCAGAAUGAAGAAGAAAAUUAUGGAUUCUAGACACAAUGGUUGAAAACCUGAAACCAAGAACAUACAUAAAACCAAAUAAAAAAUCACAAGUCACACUCGGCAUGAUGAUAAGGGGAAAGUAUUGCAAGUAUAGACACCCCAAACCAACUUUAAAGUCUGGUCUAAAGUAAGUCACGCCAAGACUGUAAGAAUUCUAUGUCUAAGUGUGGCUUGGCUACACACAUUUUUGAUGCAGUCAUGAUCUAAUAACGUCUUAGUAGACGUCGACCUUGAGAGUAUGGUCAGAUACUGAGAUACAUGGCGCAAUGUUUUCAGU